This is a messenger RNA of Diatraea saccharalis (sugarcane borer), 1977 nucleotides long. NCBI's taxonomy places the organism in Eukaryota, Metazoa, Arthropoda, Insecta, Lepidoptera, Crambidae. The record is from the annotation of a GenBank genome assembly.
AUGCAUAUGGUUUAGGCCUAAAACAAACAGUUCGCUCUGUAAUAAUUUUAUAUAUCUAACGUAAACACUUCACUCAAUUUUGGAAGGUCGAUGCUAAAUUAAUUUUGCCGAUUCUAUCGUCCGUAUCAUAUAACGAAUAACACAGAAAUGUGUACAUACUUAAUAAAUUACUGUGUGUAAAGGAGUCCUAAUUUCGUGUACCUAGGUGUGUAUUUACUUGAUCAUGGUUAAAUGGAGAAUUAUCAUAAAUUUAUAUGUAUUUCAUUUGUUAUUUACUAAGUUUUAAACUAAAUUCAACACGGAAGCUCUCCAAAUAUAUAAAAAAGAAAUUUCAAAAAGGGUUCAUGCACUGAUAUCAAGUUGAAAGAGUAAUUAACUUGUUAAAAUUCCAAAGUAUUUAAAAAAUAAAAAUAGAAUCUUUUAAAAUUCGUUUUGCAAGAGUCUGAAAAAGAAACGUGGUUCUAAGCCAUCUUGUUCAUAGAGAGUCGUAAGCAAUCCUUAGGGUAUACCGAUGGUAUCAUUAAUAUCAGACAGAAAGAUAAUAGAAUGGGAAGAACAAGCAAAAUGAAUACUUAUUUAAUAAUGAUACUGAAAAUGCAGCCAUUCAGCAUGUGUAAGUCUCACGCCAGCCCAGUGCUGAAUUUCCGUGGCAACCUCAGGUUUUGAGAGCACUACUAUGCCAAUUUUAUAAUAGUAAUUAAAUAUAUAUACCAUAAAUAUUAUAAUAUGUAUAACCAAUACAUCUACAACCAUUCAUGUGUAACCUGUGAAAGUUAAUAAUAUUUUAUUUGUUCUAGGCCUAUUUAUUAUGGACUCCAGUUUUAGUAGACAUGGUAAUUUCUUACUGUUGGCGAUUGCAGUUUUCCUGUCCUUUAUAAAUAUGGCAUCCAGCAUCGACUGUUUCAAAUGCGUAUCGAUGAACGGCCGAUUCCCAGCUUGCGACGACCCAUUCCACAAUAACCACUCUCUACAGAUGCUCGAGUCGCCCUGCAUGGGCGGCAGGAAAGGAAGAGAUGGCUUAUUCCCGGCGACCUCCUGCAUUAAGAUCGCUGGUGUCUUCGAUGAUACUGGAGAGACAAUCACAGUCCGAGGCUGUGGACUAGACUCAGGCACAGCAACCACUGACACGGAAAUCAUCAGAAUGUCCCACUGUGGCCGAUUCUAUUAUGACGACAGAUAUGUCCACGGUUGUCUACAAAGCUGCAACGAUGCUGACGCCUGCAACUCGUCUCGUAAAAUGCGUUCCACAUCACUUCUCUCGCUUAUAACAUUUACACUGAUGGCGCUUGUUUGCAAAAGCUAACAGAGAUUUGGCGGGAAAUGUAGUGUUACCAACGCGCUUGCUGAAGUAAUCUAAUUUUUCAAUUAUAAAUUAUCACGAAUCGACCGUCAAAUACGCUUUAUAUAAAUAAAUUAUCCUUUAACUCUUUAACGCACUGGUAAAAGUUAAAAUAUUAUCAGCAUAACAAUUAUGUUAUCAAGUUUAUUGAUAGAAAAAGCUUUCGCGCCAAAAUCAAUUAAAAAGAAUGAAAAUAUAUCAUACUUUGAUAUCUUCAUUGACAUGAAUAGAGAAAAAUGUCUACUAUUAAGUUAACGUUAAGAGUGCACCUGACGCUGGAAUAUAAUUACAUUUCCAACUCUUGUUCCGCAUCCAUAAUGAUGAAGAACCUAUGCCUCCGACAAAGAAAUAAGAUAAUAUGCGUGGAGAUUAGAAAGAAAGCGACACAAAGAUAAUUUUUAUUUAUUUACUUACUUCAAAACAAUUACGAUUAAGUAUUGUAAUAAUAUAAUUAUCGUAUUUUCUUUUAAUGAAAAAACUUAAUCGACAUAAUAAGCAAGAGGGCACAAUAAGAUUAUAGUUAUAUAAGAAAUAAACAUAUCGCACUAAGUAUUUUAUUAUUAAUCUUGAUGUUUUAAAAUGUUUCGUACACAACAUCGCUUAUUUUCAUACUCUUGAUUUUUCAAAUCUUUAUGGUC